Perca flavescens (yellow perch) is the source of this 1257-nucleotide messenger RNA. It is a transcript of the gene rsph9, whose product is annotated as radial spoke head component 9. The coding region runs from base 301 to 1128 and encodes 275 amino acids. The transcript has 5 exons. The record is from RefSeq and is a predicted model, not a curated record. NCBI's taxonomy places the organism in Eukaryota, Metazoa, Chordata, Actinopteri, Perciformes, Percidae. Gene Ontology annotation, cellular component: radial spoke; axoneme. Gene Ontology annotation, biological process: motile cilium assembly; cilium movement involved in cell motility; axoneme assembly.
UAUAUAAACACUACAUGCAAACACACUCAAAAUGACACGGGUAACUAUUACUGUUUUGUUUCGGUUUUAACUGUUAUAUUCACACACUAAAUAAAAAGUUAUCUGCAAAAGAAGAAAAAAAGGAACACAAACGGGCGCGUUGCUAUGACAACCAGCGCAACAAUGGUUGUUGUUAUUAGCAACCAAACAAGCGUUUGGACCUGAAGGCUUUGGUUAGCUAGCUAGCUGUUAGGUUGGCUAGCAAGUAGUUUAAUUACGGUAACUAAUAUCUACGCCACAUAGUUAUUUAUUACGUAAACAAUGGACUCGAAUUCGUUAUACUAUUCUUUGGAACUCGUUGCCGGUAGCGGAAGUACUUUAAACGUUGAGCGAAGAACCGCACUGCAGACUUCAUUGGUGAUCCUGAAAAAAAACUACAAGUUCCAUCGAGUCUUGUUUUGGGGCAAAAUAUUGGGUUUAAAGGAGGAUUAUUUUAUCGCUCAGGGGAGAGGAGAAGAUGAACUGCAGGAUAAAAAGAAUCUCUAUAGCUUCAACUGCAUGGACUGGUUCCUGCUCCCUCCUGCCACCGAAUCUAUGAAGGAGAAAGUGUCCAAAAUCAAGAGUCGCUUCAUAGGAGACCCCUCAUUUGUGUAUGAGCACAUUGAGAUCCGCAGGCAAGGAGAGAGGGAUGACGCUACAGAGGAGGUAGUGAUUAAGGUCAAUGAGGAGAGCCGGCUGGCAGUGACAGUUCAUCAGAUUGAUGAUGAAGUGUCCGUGGUACCACGUGGAGCCUUCGUCAAGAGUCCACAUGGCCUUGUCCAGAUGAACCGCAGCUUUGGUGGUCUGUCUCACUCAGAAGCAGGGAAGCUUGACAACUUCCUUCACUUCAGCGAAGCAAAGAACCUGAAGAAGAAAUCCAUCCUGGAAAUGGGUGAUUUGAACCCAGCCAUUGACUUCCUGGAUGUACUGAGUGAUGACAUUCCUAAAGGAUCGUGGAGUCUUCAGCUUGAAUGUGCCAGCAAAGUCUUCGUGCUUCGCAGCCUGUUGUGGCUUGGCCUGAGCUUCUACCAUGUGCCAAUGACACCUCAGCAUGGAUACGUGUAUAUCGGUGAUGGGAUCAAGAAUUUGGACCUUCCCUUCAUGCUAUAAAAAAAUAAAUUAAAAAAAACGACAUUUCCUGUUUCAAGCUACAGACUCAUGUGUCUCUGUUGUUCACAUCAACUCUCAACAUGUAUUCUAUGUAACACAUUGCAGGACGUUUUGUUGGUCUUAUCUUUA